AUGAAUGUGCACCGCGGUGGCCAGUACUUACCAAACACCCACACGGGGAUCAAACAAACAACCCCCAGUGGUGCAAUCACCUACAACCCGGAAGCCUGUGUCCAGUAUGUGCCGAUAGAUGCAGCGGCCCUCAAUCACCUACUCCCCAGCUUGGAAUCCCUCGGUCUGGCUAGUCUUCCCAACCCCGCCGGCCCAAUUCCUCACUCGGCUAUCCCUCUCAAACAACCACCUGCAACUGCUCCCGCCGCGCUUGCCUCCAGUGACAAAAAGCGGGCCCGGGGCUCGGCGCGCAAGGCCAAACAAUUGGCAGAACAAAUUGGCAAGGAUGACGAGGAGGCAGCGGUUGGGCGUGCCUACCAGUUGAAGAAGGCCGCGGGCCGGGCUGCCAGUGUCAAGGACAAGGCCGCGGCAAAACGAGCACUUGGCAUUAUCCGCGAGACGGAGUCAUCUGCCGUUGUUCCUCGCUUGGUAUGGGGGGAUGCCAACUCCCUUGAGCUCCUGGCGUUCUGGAGAUCCAUGAAGGAUACGCACACUGAGCUCAAGAAUAAGGAGGCCGGCUUCAAGAACUUCAGAAAGUUCGCCAAGGAUUUCGAACUUGAUCCGGAUCUAUUCCCCCUCCUGGCUGAGCUCGAUUGCGCGCAGUUGAAGCGUCGAUACGACGCCAUAAUGGUGCUUUAUAGGGCUGUUAAGGAUGUUGUCGCUCGUUCCCGGAGUGAGGCGAUUCAUGCUGCGUUGGCCGAGGAAAAACUCUCCCUACCGUACUCUGAUGCGGGAGUGGGGGCUCCAAUUUCCGAUUUGGACGAGGACAAUGCGGAAGGAGCUCCACCCAACAAACGGGGCGCCCCCAAGCCUCGUAGACUUGGCAAAAACCACCGUCUAUCCGACCAACUAACGCCCGCCGAGAGGGCGCUAGACCCAUCGUUGGAUGAUGAGCUCUCAGAACCCCCGACGGCUAGAUCGACCCAUAGGGUCCCUGCAAGCAAAACCGCACCAGUUUCGACCCCCACCCCUGGAUCAACUGGACUUAAUGGUCGCCCGCCGACUGUUGGCGCCAGCGUCCCCCGCCGCCGGGGCCGGACUGAAGAGGCCCCGAAGAAGGACACCAGUGAUGCGAUGGCCCUGAGGGCCUUGAUGGCAAAGACGCAGGAGACGAAUACCGCCUGGAUGAUGGACAAACGGGCUUGUUCCGAAGCGACACGCAAGGAAUAA
This is a messenger RNA of Puccinia triticina, 1209 nucleotides long. RefSeq lists its product as uncharacterized. Bases 1 to 1209 code for a protein of 402 amino acids. The transcript has 3 exons. The record is from RefSeq and is a predicted model, not a curated record. NCBI's taxonomy places the organism in Eukaryota, Fungi, Basidiomycota, Pucciniomycetes, Pucciniales, Pucciniaceae.